CCACUUGCGGUCCCUUCGGACACGGUCAGCGGUGAGAAUUGCCCUUGUUCUCGCGAGAUCUUCGUGUGCGCCCGGCUCGGGCGACCCGGGCUUCUGUGAAACAUGGCGGUCGGCUGGGACCGUACCACUGGCAUGACUAUAUGAAGGAAAAGGAAGGUUUUUCUGAAGAUGAGGCGACUGAAUCGGAGAAAAACCUUAAGUUUGGUGAAAGAGUUAGAUGCCUUUCCCAAGGUUCCUGACAGCUAUGUGGAGACAUCAGCCAGUGGGGGAACAGUUUCUCUAAUAGCAUUUACCACUAUGGCUUUAUUAACAAUAAUGGAAUUCUCAGUGUAUCAAGAUACAUGGAUGAAGUAUGAAUAUGAAGUAGACAAGGAUUUUUCUAGCAAGUUGCGAAUCAACAUAGACAUUACCGUUGCCAUGAAGUGUCACUAUGUUGGAGCAGAUGUACUGGAUUUAGCAGAGACCAUGGUUGCUUCUGCAGAUGGUCUGGCUUAUGAACCAGCACUGUUUGACCUUUCACCACAGCAGAGAGAGUGGCAGAGGAUGCUGCAGUUGAUUCAGAGUAGGCUGCAAGAAGAGCAUUCCCUUCAAGACGUGAUCUUCAAAAGUGCGUUUAAAAGUUCAUCAACUGCACUGCCACCAAGGGAAGAUGAUUCAUCACUGACUCCAGAUGCGUGCAGAAUCCAUGGUCAUCUCUAUGUCAAUAAAGUAGCAGGGAAUUUUCACAUAACUGUGGGCAAGGCAAUCCCACAUCCUCGAGGGCAUGCACAUUUGGCAGCACUUGUCAACCAUGAUUCUUACAACUUUUCUCACAGAAUAGAUCAUUUGUCUUUUGGCGAGCUUGUUCCAGGAAUUAUUAAUCCUUUGGAUGGAACUGAAAAGAUUGCUGUAGAUCACAACCAGAUGUUCCAAUAUUUCAUUACAGUUGUGCCAACAAAGCUACACACAUACAAGAUUUCCGCAGAUACCCAUCAGUUCUCUGUGACAGAAAGGGAACGCAUCAUCAACCAUGCUGCAGGCAGCCACGGCGUCUCUGGAAUAUUUAUGAAAUACGAUCUCAGUUCUCUCAUGGUGACAGUCACUGAGGAACACAUGCCUUUCUGGCAGUUUUUUGUAAGACUCUGUGGUAUUAUUGGAGGAAUCUUUUCAACAACAGGCAUGUUACAUGGAAUUGGAAAAUUUAUAGUGGAAAUAAUUUGCUGUCGUUUCAGACUUGGAUCCUACAAGCCCGUCCAUUCUGUCCCCUUUGCGGAUGGCCACACAGACAACCACUUACCUCUUUUAGAGAACAACACACAUUAGCACCUCGUGGGUGGAGAAAAACUUUUUGCCUGAGACAUAAAGCCUUUUCUAAUAAUAAAAUGUUGUGCAAUAUAUUCAAAGAAAAAGAAAAUAUGAGAACCCGGAAACUUACUUAUUUAAAAAAAAAAAAAAAGAAAAAAACAGCCAAGGAAAAUAAACAAACUGAAGUCGUCUUGUAUAUGUUGUGUCUGUUACAAAUGUCCUAGAAGAAAUUAUGCAGCUAACUGGAGAGUCAGCCCAGCCAACAGUGCCAGGUGAAGACAGUGCCUCCGAAGCUCUCCCAGCAAACAGACAAUAUGGAAGCAGAGCCUAGCGGAUGGACGUGAACCCAUAUUUAAAGAAAAGGGCGUUGAUAACUGAAAACAUAUGUGUGCGUCCUUUUUAAAGAUGUCAGAAUAAAAUGUGUAAAACAUGGAAACUAGUCUAGACUUUACAAACUGUAAUCAGCUCAUGUGGUUAAUAAAGGAAGCAGGGACUGACCCUGUGUUACAGCCAUAUUAAUGUUAAGCCAUAUUGACAAGAUGGUGGUGUCCAGUUUGGGGUUCUGGUGAAGGUCACUGCUUUCCUUUGAACUCCAGUCGCUGACUUUCCUGACUGUUGAAGGUUGAGUCUUAGAAGACUAAGGUGAAGUUUCCCAAGGCCAGGUGCACAAGUGCUGUGGUGUGUAACAGGUGUCAUUCACAGCUUGUACAAGGGACACCAUAGGGAGAAGAAAACAAAUGUUUAAAAAGAUAAACGUUCACAAUUUGUAAAGUGUGAAGGGAAACGCCAAGUGCUGUGUGCUUGUGAGGAGUGGAAAACUGGAUAGCUAAUUCUGACGGGCGGAGCAGUGUCCUUACAAGAUGUUCAGUCUGACACAGCUAAGGCGCAGCUGUAAAACCGGACAGGGCGCUGCCCUCAGGGCUCUGCACAGAAGUGAUGAGGCUACAGUGACUUGAAGGAGCCCUGUCUGGUGCUGUUAGUUAGAAACUGCCAGCCUCUUUUCCCUCUGUGACUCUGAAGGGCAGAAGUUAAUCACUGGAGGUUAAGUCAUUGAACGAGAAGACGGUUUCAGUCCCUGUCAGACACAGGACUACAUUGACAGUGGUGGCUUAGCAUGUGGCCUGUCACAAAUUAGUGUUUCAAGUGAAAUGUUUUUAAUCUUUAAAAACAGCUCUCUUCAAAGAGGGUAUCAAUCAGGGAAGGAUUUAGCAGUAUAGUGCGAAAAAUGGCAUUUUGUAGAAAAUAAGACAUUUUGGUUAAAGUAUUAAGUAAGAGUCAAGAGGUUAAGUGACUAAUACUAUUAUAAUGUUUUAAAAAUUUUUAAAUGGGUCCAGGAAACUUCAAAUUAUGAGUCUUCUCUGAGGUUUUUGUUUUGUUUUUCCCCUUAAAUUUUAUAGUUGAUCUAGAAACAGAACAUCUCCCCAGAAGAAUUUUGAAGUUGGUCACUUGAGACUGAAUCUCUACUCGCUAGGGAAUUCAGUCAGUUUUCAGGGAAGAAAAUACUGAUUUAGAGUUAUUUUCAGUAUUAUGUUUUUUAAAAAGAUUUAAGAUUAUUUUAAAUUAUUUCAAUGUUUUCUAAAUGCCACAUUAAAAAUUUUGAGAUGUAUCUUUUCCAUUAAAAUUGACUGUACAGGAA
This is a messenger RNA of Rattus rattus (black rat), 2920 nucleotides long. RefSeq names its product ERGIC and golgi 2 (gene Ergic2). Gene Ontology annotation, biological process: endoplasmic reticulum to Golgi vesicle-mediated transport; retrograde vesicle-mediated transport, Golgi to endoplasmic reticulum. The transcript is spliced from 14 exons. The record is from RefSeq and is a predicted model, not a curated record. Lineage: Eukaryota; Metazoa; Chordata; Mammalia; Rodentia; Muridae. Gene Ontology annotation, cellular component: membrane; COPII-coated ER to Golgi transport vesicle; endoplasmic reticulum. The coding region runs from base 169 to 1302 and encodes 377 amino acids.